AUGGAAUCCUCACCUUCAGAUGCCAGGGUUCAAUUUGGCUCUGAAGUUAUCAAUGAGUUGCAAUGGAAAGCUGGCAUCCUCAAUGAAACAAGAUAUCGGGCGUUGAAAGAGCAAAUAUGGCCUCCUGACAACAUACCAGAGAAUGAGAAGGACAGCCAUCCUCGAUCUGAUCAAACGGUGGUUGACCUCGUGCAUCCAUCAUUGUUUCCUGUCAUUUAUGGUCGAACUCACGUUCUACCGGACCUGACUAUUGACCUUAAUGAUUGUAUAGCGAGCAUGGGGCAGGGGAAACUACUUCCAGUGCCACCUGAUAAAGAGGUAUAUGUCUAUCCGGAGCGCAGACCAUCACACAAACCUGAUGUCCCCCUUCUCAACCAAUGGCUCCAAUGUGACGUGAAGCUUACCGAGUCCGGAUGUCGCAUUGCGUCUUAUAUUAACAAUCUCCAGCUGGUGAAGGAUCAGGGACUAUAUGAUGUAAUCGGAAAGAUUAUCACAAUAACGAUUCCGCUUUGGGAGAAGAGCUUGGCCUCGAGACACUCUGACGAAGAUCGAAUCAAAUACACCGAAGUUCAGUAUGGAGAACAUAUCGAGCCAGAACCUAUCCCGCCUUGGGACGGAGUGAAUAUAGAAGAUUAUAGCGAUGAGAAUACUCCUUACCUCUGGUCAGAGGCCGAGGAAGAUGCGUACUAUGAACUUACGGAGCCAUGGGAAGCUUCACGCCCCAUCAUACUUCCCGAGCCUGGAGAGUUUAGGCCCCAUGAAGAGACAGAAUACAAAAAGGUCGACCUACGGAAGGAAUUUCCCGGCCAGAGACUACAGAUCAUUGUGAAGCUGGCCAAUAUCGAACUGACGCCUGAGAACCCGGAAUAUGAAGAUAGCAGCUGGCAUGUUGAGGGACAAUUGGUAAGCGCAAUCAAUCGCUUCUUCCCCUCCAGGAUUGAUCCUGUAGCCUCUCGGAACGAACUCAUCGUGGCACUGGCGAUAUAUUACCAUGAUAGCGAAAAUAUUACGCCGAGUGUUUGGUACCAGCAAAGGCAUGAAUUUCUCCAAACCAUCUACGGCUUUGGCAACGACACCUCUGGCUACGGCAAGACGAAUGUUACCCGAGAACUGGGCAGCGUGCUUUGCCAGGAUGGUCGGUUGCUCACUUUCCCCAACACGGUCCUGCACCGUGUGUCCUCGUUCUCCCUGGCCGACCGGUCAAAGCCGGGCCACCGCAAGGUUCUUGCUUUGCUCCUCGUGGAUCCCUACAGACGGAUUAUCUCCUCAUCCAAUGUGCCGCCGCAACGAGAGGAUUGGCUUCCAAACGAGUUCGACUCCAAAGUCAAGCGAGAUAUGAACCCACUGAUGACUAUGGAUGGGGCGAGGGAGGCAAGACUGGAGCUCAUGGCACACGCAUUAUCCAAUCCGCCGAAGGCAGCCGGAAUUAUGAGACCGGGAAAUUCAACCUCUGCGAGCACCAAGCCCUCCUAA
Messenger RNA from Aspergillus pseudotamarii, 1473 nucleotides. Its product is annotated as DUF4246 domain-containing protein. The record is from RefSeq and is a predicted model, not a curated record. NCBI's taxonomy places the organism in Eukaryota, Fungi, Ascomycota, Eurotiomycetes, Eurotiales, Aspergillaceae. The transcript has 3 exons. Bases 1 to 1473 code for a protein of 490 amino acids.